AUGCAUUUCCAUGAUGCCACAGGAAUCACAACAGAGAUCGCUGAGGUCUCAACAGCAGGUGCAGCUGUGACCCCAGGCGGACUGACCACCGAAUGGCAGCCUGACAUCACGACUUCUCCUAGCGGUCUGAUCACCACAGGACAACCUGAGGCCACCACACCACCUGGCGGUCUGACCACCGAAGGAAAACCUGAGGCCACGAUGUCACCAGGCGGUUUGACCACCGAAGGGCAACCUGAGGCCUCGAUGCCACCAGGCGGUUUGACCACCGAAGGGCAACCUGAGGCCACGAUGCCACCUGGCGGUCUGACCACCGAAGGGCAGCCUGACAUCACGAUGCCACCUGGCGGUUUGACCACCGAAGGGCAACCUGAGGCCACGAUGCCACCUGGCGGUCUGACCACCGAAGGGCAACCUGAGGCCACGAUGCCACCAGGCGGUUUGACCACCGAAGGGCAACCUGAGGCCACGAUGCCACCAGGCGGUUUGACCACCGAAGGGCAACCUGAGGCCUCGAUGCCACCAGGCGGUUUGACCACCGAAGGGAUACCUGAGGCCACGAUGCCACCUGGCGGUCUGACCACCGAAGGGCAGCCUGACAUCACGAUGCCACCUGGCGGUUUGACCACCGAAGGGCAACCUGAGGCCACGAUGCCACCUGGCGGUCUGACCACCGAAGGGCAACCUGAGGCCACGAUGCCACCUGGCGGUCUGACCACCGAAGGGCAACCUGAGGCCACGAUGCCACCUGGCGGUCUGACCACCGAAGGGCAGCCUGAAAUCACGAUGCCUACUAGCGGUCUGAUCACCACAGGGCAACCUGGGGCAACGAUACCACCUGGAGGUCUGACCACCGAAGGGCAACCACAGGCCACGAUGCCACCUGGCGGUCUGACCACCGAAGGGCAACCUGACGCCACGAUGUCACCUAGCGAACUGACCACCGAAGGGCAACCUGAGGCCACAAUGCCACCUGGCGGUCUGACCACAGAAGGGCAACCUGAGGCCACGAUGCCACCAGGUGACCUGACUACUGAGGGAGAGCCUGGCCCGACGAUACCACCUGGCAGUCUGACCACCAUACACAGCACGAAAUUUGGUAUUUAA
This is a messenger RNA of Branchiostoma floridae (Florida lancelet), 1107 nucleotides long. RefSeq names its product basic salivary proline-rich protein 3-like. NCBI's taxonomy places the organism in Eukaryota, Metazoa, Chordata, Leptocardii, Amphioxiformes, Branchiostomatidae. The coding region runs from base 1 to 1107 and encodes 368 amino acids. The record is from RefSeq and is a predicted model, not a curated record. The transcript has a single exon.